This is a messenger RNA of Columba livia (rock pigeon), 2729 nucleotides long. RefSeq names its product catenin beta interacting protein 1 (gene CTNNBIP1). The transcript is spliced from 6 exons. NCBI's taxonomy places the organism in Eukaryota, Metazoa, Chordata, Aves, Columbiformes, Columbidae. The record is from RefSeq and is a predicted model, not a curated record. Gene Ontology annotation, biological process: negative regulation of Wnt signaling pathway. Gene Ontology annotation, cellular component: beta-catenin destruction complex; nucleus; cytosol. Bases 335 to 580 code for a protein of 81 amino acids. Gene Ontology annotation, molecular function: beta-catenin binding.
GCCCUGGGCCGCCGCGGUGAGUCACGCCGGAGGAGGCGGAGGCUCCGCACGGCUCAGCUCCGCACGGCUCCGCUCGGCUCGCCCGCCCGGCUGCCGCCGCCCGUUGCCUCAGGACCGCCGGGGCCGGCGCGGCCCCGCACGCAGAGCCGCGUCCUGCCCGUGAACCUCGCUGGGCUUAAGAAAACGGACCAGAAUGCGCAAAACUACGGAGCGUUACUAGGGCAGCUUCCUCAUACUUUUUCCAGCUCCAGUCGUUAAUCAGGACUGAACACGUGGGUUUUCUGAUCUCCUGUGGUUUUUAGAAGCAGGAAAUCCAGGAGCUGGCAGGAGGGGAAUGAACCGUGAGGGCGUCCCCGGAAAGAGUCCGGAGGAGAUGUACAUUCAGCAGAAAGUCAGAGUCCUGCUCAUGCUGAGGAAGAUGGGAUCAAAUCUGACCGCCAGCGAAGAGGAGUUCUUGCGCACAUACGCGGGUGUAGUGAACAGCCAGCUCAGCCAGCUGCCCCAGCACUCCAUUGACCAGGGUGCUGAGGAUGUUGUGAUGGCAUUUUCCAGAUCAGAGACAGAAGACAGAAGGCAGUAACCACAGGAGACCUGAACAACACAGAACUGGAGAGGACAGUGGGAUUCCUGGCGAUGGAGGAGGAUGGCUGAGCACUAAUGAGUUCCUUUGCCCACCCUAAUUGUUCCUUGGUAUCCCUUCUCCUUUGUAAUUUUGUUUCCCUUUGCCCAACCCUCAGAAUGCAUCUCACAGCCAUCUGUUCCUACAAGUUUUUGCUACUCAGCCGGGCUGUGUUAAUUAAGGACAAACCUAAAGGUGUAUUUUCGAUUGGCUCAAAGGGACAGACUGUGAUGGGCUAAAGGAAGACAAUUUUUCAAACUUGACCAAUGAAAACCUUUUAUCUCGCAUUUUAUUUUGUAUUUUAAGGAAAAGUCUCUUGACAUCCUACUUCUAAAGAAGCUUUUCAUGCUGUGGUGCUUAUUUAGGUCAAACUUGUGAAUUUGAAGAGGGUUUGAUUUGGCUGCAUAGAACUGGAAGCAACUUGUGAUUGGUUGACAAUGCAAAUGUUUUCUCUUCAGUUGGCUUGCAGGUAUUUCGCUGACUUCAACGUUUUCAUUGCAGAAAGCUGACGUUUCGGUGCAUUUCUUUAUACUUACUGACUUGGUGGGGUGGGGGGAGACAAAUGUGCUUUGCAGUAUUUAUUACAUCUACACACAUAUAAACGCUUGCUUUUGGGGGGUUUGUUUGGGGGUGUUUUGAUUGGCUUUGAAAUCAUGUGUUUGAUUUCCCGUUGGCUGCAGUGUUUUCUGACGCAAUCAGUUUGUUCCGUACCCAUCUGCUCUGUGGCCUCGGGCUCUUUUGGGAGCACGUGUCGAACGCGUAUUUAGUUCAAUAGGUCUACCCGUGGAAGCUGGAACGUGGAGAUGGGCAGCCGCGAGCUCCCGGUGGACCUGGCCGUGCAGGUGGCUUCUCCCUUUGCUUCUGACAGAGGAGCUGUAGAUAUUUUGCAGGAAUUGCAAGAACGAGAUCUAUGGCUGUGACGUGAAUUUGCCAAAUUUGUAUAGAGAAUAUGUUGAACUCGUUUAAAAUACGCCAUAUAGUUCCGCUUUAGUGCUGGGCAAGACCAGCUCUCACGUAAGGAGGGAUUGAUGAUCGUUAACUUAAAUCCAGCUUGCACUGGGCUUUAAUAAACUAAGUUUCUAGUCACUUGAAAAGGUGUAUGUGGUUUGGCUCCUUGCAGCUGCUCAGUGAUGUGGAAAUUACCCGAAUCCUGAGAUAAUACCAUUUUCUUUAGGCUGCAUUAAGCCGUCCAGUAGCGAGUGUCUGGGUGGCACUCGGGUUUACUCCAUCAGUAGUCGCGGGGCCUUAAAACACACACAUGCAUUUACAAACCAAAAACCUGCAGUGAAACUCUGGAAGCGCACUGACUGUUGAGGAAUCUGCACAUAACACUUCGAGCACUGCUGCCUACGAGCCGGCACAUCCUCUUCUCCUGUGUGCAGGUCGUUUUUACAAUACUUCUAGAUAUUCCUGUGGGUUGCACUGACUUUAAGAUGUUUCAAAAAUCUAUUAAAGCAGAACUCCAUUCUCCUGUUCCUUGUUCCUUUCGUAUGGUGGUUAAUUAUUCGAAGUAACAAUUCCAGGAUCUGUGACAACGUGACUGUUUUCAAGAAAUUCUGAUGGCAGGAUGACGUUAUGGCCUCAAAAUGGGAUGGAGCUCGAGAGAAACCAAGGGACGUACACAAAAGGAGGAGCUGAUUUGUGAGCACAAGGAGGGAAGUUAACUGGAGCAAAUAAACACCAUGUAAUGAGAACAACUGUGUAUCUCUUUAUGAAAACGACCCUUUCGAUUCAGUUUCAGCUUUGUAAAGCUCAAUGUGAAAGUAAAUCUUUCCCGUGUUUGGGGCUUGAUAAGAAAUUUCUUUAUUAAAGUAAACCCCGAAAGAUUCUUUAAAUGUUGGCCUAGUUGCCUGAGAGGCACUUUAGUUUUAACUUUGGGGAGCGGGGCAGCCCUUAAAGGGUUAAUGGGGGAUCUGUGUGUUCGUGGCUGGGAUGAGCUGCACUGUGGUGGCCUGUCAUUGUCAAGCUGACAUACAUCCUCCAUGCGUAUCUACGGCAUUGCCGAGCUGUUAAAUCUGUUCAAGGAGAACAGUGAAGUGUUUAUGUGGUUUAAUAUUUUCACUAAAAAUGUAACUGUUUUUGGGGGGGGAAAUACAGUUUUAAUAGCUUC